This is a messenger RNA of Lethenteron reissneri (Far Eastern brook lamprey), 6801 nucleotides long. Its product is annotated as sphingosine 1-phosphate receptor 5-like. The record is from RefSeq and is a predicted model, not a curated record. Gene Ontology annotation, molecular function: sphingosine-1-phosphate receptor activity. Gene Ontology annotation, biological process: G protein-coupled receptor signaling pathway. Gene Ontology annotation, cellular component: membrane. Lineage: Eukaryota; Metazoa; Chordata; Hyperoartia; Petromyzontiformes; Petromyzontidae.
UGCUGUCCCAGGGACAACACCUCCCAGCAGAGAGAGGACAUCGGCAAUGCUGGCUGAACUUGAUAAUUGUCCGAAGACCAACUUCUGCAAUGUCAGUACAGCACUCCAGAUACACUGAAAUUCCAGUUUUGUAGAAUUCCUCAAGUAUGGAGUUCUAAUGUUCUACAUUCCUAACGGUCCAAAUUUUCAGAAUUCACAAUCAACUCAAUUACACAGUUCAGGAGUUCUAGUCUUCCAAAUGAGCAUUUUCCAAGUCUAUGAAGUUACAGUAUUCUAGAGUCCAACCAUUUUAUAAUCUUAAAUUAUAAUUUCAGUCUGUUUUCUGGAUUCCCAUCAAAAGUCCCAGAAUUAUUUAAAUCCAGAGUUUCUGGAUUGCAAGUUAUAUGAAUAUUCUGGAUUUACAACGUUCCUGAUAUUUUGUAUUUCAGAUCACAAUUUCAACAUUUUUGGAAUUCUAGUUUUCCAUCUUUACCACGUUGCUCUAUUUCAGUAUUGCUGAAUUCUGGCAUUUAAAAAUCACUCACUCCAGCCAGGAUUCCAGCAGGGACCAUUCACCGAGCUGGCCAUGAUGAACCACACCUGCAAUCCUCAGUUUGGGAGGUUGAGUUGGUCGACCAUGCUGAGAGUGUCACAGGCAUGAGAAUCUCAUUCUGAAGAUACACAACUGCCAGUACAUGGCAGUACAGCAAGCAGGUUGCUGGAACCUAAUAAGCCAAAACCUUCCAUAGUUUGGUUAAGGUGGUUCCUAAGCUCGUGGGUCGACAGGGUAUUUAUUUGACAUUUUAAAUAGAAUUUCAAAAGCUCACAUUCCAGUGUAUAUAAUGCACAUGCUACACAGCCAUAGGAUAACACGUUCUUUACCACUGGCUGUUUUCCCACCCUUUUGUAAAAACAAAACCACGUCAGGUGAACUUUAAAUUACUAUUUUGCUAAAGUUAUCGCCAAGAGCACUAGCAAAUCCAUUUUCCAUAAGGCAAAACCAAAAGUGGGUCAAGUGUUGUGUGGUUCGACAAUGACAGUGGCUGGCCUUGCAGUUAAGAAGUAUAACGAGAUACGAACCCGCUCAUUUCCUGAAGAAAUUCAAUUUGCAAAGAGGCAUUGGAUUUGUCAAAAUAUAUUAACACCAGCGAUUUGGUAUUCUAGAGGAAAAGCUAGGCAAGACUAUACAGUAUCUCAGAUGUAUGUAUAUUGAAUUUCUUUUUCACUGUACGUAGCCAACCGUGCUCAUCUGAGGUGCAGGGAAGGACAACAAAUGCUACCUGCAGCAGAAACUCAACGUUCCAGAAGGGGAAACUAGCCAAAAUUAUCUUCCAUUCCUGACCACACAUUAGGACUUCCAAAGUCGUAAUGUGCAACUACAAAAUCUCACCAUUAAUGCACCUGUCUCAACGUAUUUGAGCUUCUCACCUCUCCUCACAUUCCUACGUGAAUUCUGUUUCCAUACUUCUUGCACAAAGCACUCUGCCUACUCCUUUAUACCCUGCAUGUGCCGCGAGACUCUGGAACUCGUCGCUCACCUUUGUUGUCCAACAUAAUUACAACUCGCUUUUUUUUAACGUUUCAUGUAAGCCGUUUACCGCCCAGGUCUGUGUUGCUGACAAUGAUUAGUUUAACAAUGGGUUUCGAUUAGACUUUUCAUCAACAAAAAUCAAUUAUAAUACCUGUACAGUUAUCCAUGAAUUCAUAAAUGUUACCAGUUAUAUACAAACUACUGCAUGCAUUGGCACCGUCAUAUACCUGAGACCUGGUGAAGCCCUAAUGGACCCUAAAGAACUCUGCAAUUCAAUGCUGGUGGUUGGUUACCAGUCAUCAUUUUGGUGGGUCAUCGAACCUUUGUCCACUGCACCAAGAUUUUCAAACGAACUUCUGCAUCGCCUCACUAGUUCCACUAGCAUCUCUGUUACCACAUCUUAAAACACAUCGCUUUACCAGAAUUAUUUUUUUCCUAUUACUGGACUUUAAUUGAUUUUAUACCAAUUGACACUACUGAAAACUCCCAAGGUCUAAUUCAAACGUGGAACACAAUAUCAAAUCUAAGGGGUAGAAAUGCUCAACAGCUCGGCUCUCUCGGACUCCGAGCUCAUCCUGCUGCACUACAACUACACGGGGAAGCUGGACCAUGGGUCCCGCGGGGAGCCCAGCUCCUCGCUGGGGCCCGGCUCGCUGGCCCUCAUCGCUGUCUGCUGCGUCAUCGCUGCCGAGAACCUCCUGGUCAUGGCUGCCAUUGCGUGCAAUGGCCGCCUGCACACGCCCACCUACUGCUUCGUGUUCAACCUGGCGCUGUCCGACCUGCUGGCGGCGGCGCUUUACGCCGCCAACGUGCGCCUGUCGGGAGCCACCACGCUGAGGCUGAGCCGCGCUGCGUGGUUCGCGCGCGAGGGCGCCAUGUUCGUGGCGCUGGGCGCCUCCGUCUUCAGCCUGCUGGCCAUCGCGGUGGAGCGCUACGCCACCAUGCUGCGUAUGCGCCUCACCCCGGGGGGGCGCGUCGGGGCGCGCCGCCGAGCUGCCAUCGCCGCCGCCGCAUGCUGGGCCGCGGCCCUGGUGCUGGGGGCUCUGCCGUCGCUCGGAUGGAACUGCGUGGGCCGCCUGCCCGAGUGCUCGGCCAUCCUGCCGCUGUACGCCAAGUCCUACUUGUUCUUCUGCGUGGCGCUCUUCUCGCUCAUCCUGGCGACCGACUCCGUGCUCUAUGCGCGCAUCUAUUGCCUUGUGCGGCGCAGUGGGAGGCGUGUAUCCCUGCGGGCGCCGUCCGCCUCCACUGCCGGCUCGUCUGCCGUCGAUGCUCCCGCAGCGGCUCGGAAGGCGCUGGCAGGGCGAGCAUCUCCCGAGCUGGGGUCUUCAUGCGUAAAGCUUAAGCUGCCUGCAGGAUCAGCAACCCCCAUGAGAAACACCUCUCCAGUAAGCCACAAGAAGGCUGGUGAAUCUGCUGGAACACCAAAGCCAACCAGACCAACCAGAACAGGCGGAACAGCCGCAACACCUGUAACGGCCGAAACGGGCGGAACGGUCGGUACACCCAAAACAGCCAGAAUGGCCACAACGGAUGGAAACACCGGAGCAAGCUGUCCCUCUCCAUCUCUGACGCCAAGGCCUGCUUCGCAGAGGGCCUCAUCCGCUUCCGAGAGGUCGGUGGCGCUCCUGCGCACGGUUGCCAUUGUUGUGGGUGUCUUCAUCGCCUGCUGGUCUCCGCUCUUCGCGCUCCUCGCUGCCGACGUGGCGUGCGAAGCGCGCCGCUGUCCCAUGCUGCUGCGCGCCACCGACUGGUGCCUGGUGCUCGCCGUGCUCAACUCAGGUGCCAACCCCAUCGUGUACACGCUGGCGAGCCGCGAGAUGCGCCGCGCCUUCGCCCGUCUCGCCUGCUGCGUGGCCAAUGUGGUGGCCCUGCCCAUGGGUCGGCGCCGCAGCAGCCAACACCUGAGCCCUCACCACUGGGGACUGGACAGCGACACGGCGUCGACGCCGCACGCUGGCGUCGGGGCGGUCGCCGCCGCUGCCCACGCUCCAGCCGCUGCUGCGGCCAAGAUUCUAUUCCGGCAGCGCGGGUUCAGCUCGAGGAGGAGCACUCGGAGUACAGGGCGAGCGCCGUCGCCGGCGCCAGAGUCUGUCAGACCCACCGCCGCCACCGAAGCUAUGAGCUGCUCUUAAAUGAAGAGAUCAUAAUAGCCAUGUCGGACACAAGUUAGCUGGCAUUGCUGAGGUGCUGAGAUUAGAGCCCUGGGGUAGGAGGUGGCUGGGUAGCUCAGGGUGCUGUCACGUCAGGGAAAUGAGCCAGUACUGCUGAGAUCCUGGGUUUGGAUCCAAGUAUCAGCCACCCAUGAUUAUAACUAGGUUCUCAAGUGUAAACAAAUUGUAAGCAAUUAUUGAAAAAAAUGACUCGUGUUAAAACUGUAAAGUCAAGCCAACAUGAUUUCUUGCUCAAAUGGUCAAUUGAGGCGGUGCUCACAUCUUGUUUACAGUCCUGAGCCAGUGGUGGAAAUUCCACAUUCCUAUGGCAGGGCUGAGUCUAUAUAAUGACUUGAUUUACCACAAAGUGGUACUCAUUUGAUCAAUCCCAGAUAGGUUGAUAGGCCGAAUCAAUCCCCAACCAGGAUUUGAACUUCGCAACCUUGAGAUUGUGAGCCGCUCACCAUGCUGCUGAGCCACCCGGCUAAUUUGAGUUAUUUUACCACUAAGAAAACGAAAUGUUGGUAUGGCAAAAGGUGCCCUCCAGUGCAGACAAAAAUACAGAAUGAAGUGACUUGAGAAGUCGUUCUGGUAUGACACUUUCCUGGCCAGUUCUCCAACACAGAGUGGUGGUGCACUGCACGCUGCGAGUGCAGAAGAUACAUUUUGUCAUCUCAUGCAUGAUAGCAACAGUAUUAGUGGAAUAUAAUUGCAGGAAAAAAAACAUUUUAUUUUAAUUAAUGCUGUGGCUUGGUGUCCAUCCCUCUCCAUGGAGGUUAAUAAUGGCAUUAGAGUCACGACUGUAUUCCAGCAUCCCUGAGUUCCGAGAUUUAUAGUCAAAUCCUUGGGACUGGACGUGUCUAGAGCUCUCUAUCUGGAGGUUCACAAUGGCUAUAAUAAGGUUGAUCAUUUUCGCAUCAAAGACACCCCAAGCAGACAUUGAUGAGGACCUGAGAGUGCAAGAUUAAGAAUCCUGCCGCAGGGCUUAUGUUUCUCAUAAGUUCGUAAUGGUCAUGUCUGAAAUACUAACAUGGCAAUGCAGAGGUCCUGGACCCAUAUAUUUAGCCAAGUGAGUUGUAUUAUUUGCGUUGUAUUAGGACGAAAAGGGUGCAACAAAGACAAGGUCCUGGGUAAAAGACAAAAGCUCUGGGCUCGUUCGGGGGGGGGGGGGGUUUCAAUAAAUGCCAAAUUCAAGGUUCAUCUCCCUCUGACUCAACCCGGUCACCACUGACUGCACAAAGCAAAAUCCAUGAUCAUAAUUAAAGUUUGUUCACUAGGUUUUUAAUUUUAUCAAGUCCAUGUUAUAGGUUACAAUUCCUACACACAUCAGAUGACUGACAUGCGGUGAACUGCUCUUUCAGGAACUUGAAAAGUCACUAUCCAGUGUUGUUUUGAGAGGCUGUAUGAAGGCAAGACUCGUAGUAAAGUGGAUCUGGGACGUCAUCUUCCGGAGCCGUUCCCCGACACUGCACACAACGAGAGUUCCCGAUGUUAAUGUGUUCAUCUCUUGACGAGCUGGUAAUUACAGCAAAAUGGGGAUAUUGAAAAAAAAACAUUAAGUUAACUUUAAAUUAAUUGUUGGAGGCUGUUUGUUAAUUAGAUUUUUUUUUUGUUCAUUUUCAGUUUGUAGUAUUUAAAUUUAGCAAAAUUUGUAUUAUCCUGUCAUGAACUGCAUGGUGAGUCAAGGAAACAUUUUUUUUAUAAGUGGUCGAGUACAUUUUAAAGGUGUUGGGUUUGUCUGUGGUCACUCAUCUGCUUCCAAUAUGUAACAGUGCAAAAUAGUUUGUAUUUCAGUGCCUCGUUCGAGAACAGCAUUGCAAACUGUGAAAAUCUGUCCUGGAUUAAUGAAGAAAGUUGUAGAAAACUCCAUUGCUAAGCAGACAUGUACAUUUACAGGCCUCUUAUCAAGCUACUGCCGAUUGAAGGCAUGCUGUGGGGGUUAUUUGGGAAAAUUCCACUUGCUCUUUGCUGUCCACAGCCACACACAGCCUGGUAUGCAUGACAGUUACCCAUCCAAACACUAUCCGAGCUCAAACCUGCUUAACUUCUGAGAUCGAAUGAGAUCAGGUGCAUUGCGGGUGAUUUGGUCCACUCCUUAGUAUUUACCCUUGAAGGGAAACACGGGAAGCUGCCUUCGUAGCUCUAAACUCACCUGUCUAGUUUCUUCCCAGGAUCUCAAGUCUGAGAUGUCUCUCAUGCUCAAGACUACAUUUGCUGAGUUUGUUUUGGGCUGCAGAGCUUUCUCUUACUGAGAAACUCAGUUAGAUCUCACUAUGAUACUUUUUGAAUUGGCUCAUGUUCUUAAGGGGAAAAUAAAAACCUUGACUUAAAGCUUUCGUGACUGCAGGAAUUCAUAUUUUUUGGGUCUUUCGGUAAAGUCACGUAGACAGAUUCAAGUAAAAUAACAAAAAACUACGACGUUUCGAUCGCAACACAAGCGGUCGUUAUUUGAACCUAUCUACGUGACUUUCCCGAAAGUCCCAAAGAAUAUUAAAAACCUUGUUAUUACAAGAGUCAAAUAUAUCCAUUGCAUCACAUAAAUACAUUGUGCACUUAAUAUAAUUACACCUUACUAUAAAGUUUAAAAGUACCUUUUUUUACUUGGAAAAUUUAUAAAAAUGUUUUGUUUUAAUUUAAUAUUUACAUUGUCCAACAUGUGUUCCUUUGGUGCAAUAUUCAUUGUCUGCUCAUUUUGUAAACUGUGCAUUGAACUGAUGUAUCGCUGCCACCUUGCUGAAACACAUUUUGAAAUGAGAUGCUAAUCCUGAGGGUUUAAAGUGCAUCAUCGUCAUCAUUAUUAUUUAGAAUCCUAAAGAGUGUUCCUUGCCAUAAUAAUGUAGAAUCUCCACAACUGGCCUGGGACUGCUGACUGAUCAGAACGGCCCCCUAUUUAUUUGAGCAGGGAGACACAGACAUGCGUUUUUAAAAAUAUUACAUUACACAUGACGUUGCGGUGUCCAUUAGAUUAUUUGUCUGUUGUGUUAUAACUCAAUUUAUCUGUUGUGCUUAAAUAAAUGGUCGCAGGUAAAGAUUGUGACACGAACGGUGACAAUGUGACACCACCCUCCACCCACACACCACCCUCCUCAAUUUGCGUCGUUCACAAUGUCCGGCAAAAUAAAUCAAGGCACUGCAAUACCA